Podarcis muralis (Common wall lizard) is the source of this 2691-nucleotide messenger RNA. RefSeq names its product MAGUK p55 scaffold protein 2 (gene MPP2). NCBI's taxonomy places the organism in Eukaryota, Metazoa, Chordata, Lepidosauria, Squamata, Lacertidae. The record is from RefSeq and is a predicted model, not a curated record. Gene Ontology annotation, molecular function: protein binding.
UGGCUCAUAUUAAGCUCUCCUUCCCACCCCCCUCCUGCUGACUCCAGGCAGGCAACGCUAAGCUUCUCCUUGAGAGCCUUCUUAUUUUUAGUUCCUUCUCUUUUGUGUCUGCCUCCCUUUGGACAGCCUUCCUCGAGGCUCCUUCAGAGCCAGCGAAUCAUCCCUUUUGCAGCAAAGACCUGCUUGAUUUCUGACUGCGCUCCCUGUCAAAGGCUGGGAGAGGCUCUGAUCUUUCUGGGGAUGCUGCUCUGAGCAAGUGGGCUGUGUGUUUGUGUGAGAGCGGCAUGUGCUCACGAGCGACUGGAGGAGACAAAGCUGGAAGCCGUGAGGGACAACAAUCUGGAGCUGGUCCAGGAGAUACUCAAAGACAUCACUCGCAUCGCUCAGCAAGACAGCACAGCCGCCGAACUGGCUCGCAUCCUCCAGGAGCCCCACUUCCAGUCCCUCUUGGAAACCCACGAUUCCGUUGCCUCCAAGAGCUACGAGACGCCACCACCCAGUCCAGUCCUGGACCCCAUGUUCAACAACCAGCCGGUGCCACCAGAUGCCGUGCGCAUGGUGGGGAUUCGUAAGACUGCUGGGGAGCACCUGGGUGUGACGUUCCGGGUGGAGCGUGGCGAGCUUGUCAUUGCCCGCAUCCUGCAUGGUGGCAUGAUUGACCAGCAGGGGCUGCUGCAUGUGGGUGACAUCAUCAAGGAGGUGAAUGGGCAGGAGGUGGGCAGUGACCCGCGGGCAUUGCAAGAGGUGCUGAAAAACGCCAGCGGAAGCGUCGUACUCAAGAUCCUGCCCAGUUACCAGGAGCCACACCCACCUCGCCAGGUGUUUGUGAAGGCCCACUUUGACUAUGACCCAGCCUCCGACAACCUCAUUCCAUGUAAGGAAGCCGGGCUGAAGUUCAUUGCCGGAGACCUCCUCCAGAUCGUCAACCAAGAUGACCCCAACUGGUGGCAGGCCUGCCACGUGGAAGGCGGCAGUGCUGGUCUGAUCCCAAGCCAGCUGCUGGAGGAGAAACGCAAGGCCUUUGUGAAGCGAGACCUCGAAGUCACUCCCUCAUCAGGUGCCUUGUGUGGAAGCCUCAGCGGCAAGAAGAAGAAGAGGAUGAUGUAUCUGACCACAAAAAAUGCAGAGUUUGACCGGCACGAGCUGCUGAUCUAUGAGGAAGUGGCUCGCAUGCCUCCGUUCCGCAGAAAAACCUUGGUGCUGAUCGGGGCUCAGGGGGUCGGCCGGCGCAGUCUUAAGAACAAGCUCAUCAUGUCUGACCAGUCACAGUAUGGAACCACCAUCCCAUAUACUUCACGGAGACCCAAGGAGCAUGAGAAGACCGGGCAGGUGUACUGCUUUGUGACCAGGAGUGAGAUGGAGGGAGACAUCAAAGCAGGCCGCUACCUGGAACACGGCGAGUAUGAAGGGAACCUCUAUGGGACCAAGAUUGACUCCAUCCAUGAAGUCGUAGAGUCAGGCAAGAUGUGCAUUCUGGAUGUGAACCCCCAGGCUGUGAAAGUUUUGAGGACAGCGGAGUUCGUCCCCUACGUGGUGUUCAUUGAGGCACCGGAUUUUGAAACCCUUCGAGCCAUGAACAAGGCAGCGCUGGAGAACGGUGUGGCAACCAAGCAGCUUGCGGAUGCCGACCUGAAGCGGACGGUUGACGAGAGCUGCCGGAUCCAGCGGGGCUACGGUCACUACUUUGACCUCUGCUUGGUCAACGACAACAUGGAGCAGACAUUCCAGCAGCUGCAGGAAGCCUUGGAGAAGUUGCACAGCGAACCGCAAUGGGUCCCCGUCAGCUGGGUCUACUAGAGGGACGCCCUGCCUCUCCUCCUCCUCCUCCUCCCCACAGCCUCAAGAGUGUCGGCUUUGUCCUCCUCACAUGGCCAAGAAUCCCAGAUCUCUUAACCUGCAGCACCCAGCACAUGCCUGCCUCCCUUGACUUCUUUCUCCUUUUCCCAAGCACCGGGCACCACCUGAAUAGCCCAGGCAAAUCAGGCGCAACAAAAAAGUUGGCUUUAUUAGAUUCAAAAAGCAAAGGUGCUUCGUUGACGGUCCGGCCCUAGAUCACCUCCAACCAGCCAAGAACUCUGCCACAGAUGUGGGGGCCCUGCUCUCCCCCACCUUCUCCCCACUGCUGGCAACGAAGGAAGAAUUCAUCUCAUGGCGGACGUGGGGGUUGGUCAGAGGGGUCGAGCCAGGCUACCAGUUACCCACAAUGCCUUGCCCCGUCGGCUCCACCCAAUUGUGUCCGGCUCCUCUGAUUGGGUCAGGCGGAAGAGGGGUGGGCGGGAACACAACGCCUCUCCAGUCACAGCUAACUCACUGCCAAAAUCACUGCUUUGUCGAUGGACCGCAAUCUCAAUAUUGCCAAAAGAACUGGUAGCCUGGGGUGUUGCCCCUUCCCGCCCCCUUGCCCCCACCGAACAUACCACCCUGAGUAGAUUGGAGGAGGGGAGUGGCGAAUGCCUUGCCAACCUUGGUCAGCACGAGAUUUUGCGGGGUGUUGGAAAAACGGCAGAGGGAUGCCUAAAAGGUUUGUAAGCAAGGCAAGGAAGGAUGUGAUGCAAGAUAGCCAGGUGGUGGGGACUUUGCACUUGGACUUGUUCCCCUGGGCCGUGGUGGCUGGUGGCUGAACGAGAUCCUUCGGCCUCAGUUUAGCUGUCUGUAAAAUGGGGCUAUUUAAUAUGGUUUGUUUUUGUUUUA